GAAGGUGUUAAGGUUGAGUGUGUGUCAUGAAUGCAGGAUGUUGUCGUGGUUUUGGCGGGGGGCGACAAAUCACUGCAGAGCAGAGCAGAUGCUUUUAUGGGGCCACGCCUCCCACCAAAGAGAUCGUCACGUGACCAUAUAGGUUCAUCCUGCACUGGACGACUGGACUGGUUAAUUUCUCCCGUUCGACCGUUAAGUCUGUUUGCCUCAGUUCGCCUCAAUAAAGCCAAUGUACGGCUAAUCCUGCGUGGGCAUACCGCUCACCGUAGCACGAUGACCUACUACCGUGCGACUUUCCACCCGCAGUGAAGCGGAGGUACCUGGACAAGACCUCGUCUCUUGAAGGCGUAGCGAUGGCAGGAACGCACCUCCAGCUCCGCACCCUCGCCUACACCUUCACCCCCAAACCGACGCUCACCUUGUUCGCCCAGAACACGCUCAGCCGUUCCCAUAACCCCCUCUGGUUUGUCUACCGCCACCGCUACGACGACAUCAUCCGGGCGCAGAAGGAGAGGCGGCCUGCGCCGCGGUUCAUUUGGCAGGUUCACGCGAGGGCGGACGCGCCGUUGUUUAAGCGGAAGCUCGUGCGGAGCUAUUGCAUUAGGAAGUUGAAGAAGGGGUUUCGGAAGGCGUUGGAUGAGGCGGGGAUUGAUGAUGAUGGGAGGGAGGUUGUGAAGGGUGAUGGUGGUGGUGGUGGCAGUGGUGGGGAGGAUUUGGUGGGCUGGCAUCCAGCGGCGGCUCCUAUGGACAAGGGAGGCGAGAUCGGGAUGGGAAGGAAGCGAAUUUGGGGGCUUUGUACGAUGUGGGUGAAUCGGACGACGUUUGAUUGCAAGCAGGAGGAGGUAGAUAAGGAGUGUCAGACAUUGUUGCAGAAGAUCAUUAAGGAUUUGGGAGGACAGCGGAGGCCGCAGAAUGUGCUGGAGCCGACGAUGCGUGGACCAGAGAAGCGGCAGGCAGGGCCGAAGCCUAAUACGGUGCAGCAGUCGCAGAGAGUGUGGCCACAGAAUGAACGGCCGCAGAGACGGAAGGUCAAAUCAAGAUGAUAUUUGAGAAGUCUGGAUUCUUUCAUCGAGGUAUACGUCCCGUGAAUUUAUUUGUCCCGUGCAAGCUCCAUACAGGCGCCGACCCCGUUGCUUGGGCAUUCCCGUUAUACACUAUUGAGGCGGA
This is a messenger RNA of Eremomyces bilateralis CBS 781.70, 1167 nucleotides long. RefSeq lists its product as uncharacterized. The transcript has 2 exons. Lineage: Eukaryota; Fungi; Ascomycota; Dothideomycetes; Eremomycetales; Eremomycetaceae. The coding region runs from base 354 to 1043 and encodes 229 amino acids. The record is from RefSeq and is a predicted model, not a curated record.